This is a messenger RNA of Papaver somniferum (opium poppy), 4058 nucleotides long. RefSeq names its product putative disease resistance RPP13-like protein 1. Gene Ontology annotation, biological process: defense response to other organism. The record is from RefSeq and is a predicted model, not a curated record. Gene Ontology annotation, molecular function: ADP binding; protein binding. The transcript is spliced from 3 exons. NCBI's taxonomy places the organism in Eukaryota, Viridiplantae, Streptophyta, Magnoliopsida, Ranunculales, Papaveraceae. Bases 151 to 3702 code for a protein of 1183 amino acids.
GUAUUCAUUCAUUACAUAUAUCAUAUCUAUAUGCAUAUCGCUGAACUCAACUCUUUAACAUCAAUUUCAAGUAUUAUUAUUUCUGCAAUUUGUGCUCUUAUUGAUUUCUAAAUCUUCAGAAAAAAUUAAAUAAAUAUCAAGUAUCUUACUAUGGCAAUUGUGGAAGGGAUUGUCGCUAAUGGUGUAACAGAAAUAUUAAAGAAAUUAAUUCCUGUUAUUGCUCAAGAAAUAAGGCUGGCAUGGGGUGUCAAAGAUGAAUUGGAAAAGCUUCAAAAAUCUUUGCAGAUGAUUCUUGCCGUCUUAGCAGAUGCAGAAAGUAGGCAGGUGAAGGAAGAUGCUGUGAGAGUUUGGUUGAUAUGGCUCAAAGAUGUGGCUUACGAUGCUGAUGAUGUUAUGGGCGAGUUCGCUUAUGAAACCUUACGUCGGGGUCAAAGAGGGGACCGAUCCAGGCAUAAAUUACUCGAUUUCGUUUCGCCUUCCAACAAUCCUCUUGGUUUUUCUUUCAAAAUGGUUAAGAAAAUUAAGGAUAUUAACGGAAGAUUAGAUGAAAUUAGCAAAGAAAUGAACAGGUUUGGCCUGCAAGCUGCAGCAGUUAAUACUUCUGUGGUUCGUGGUGAAAGUAGUGAGCAACGGAGCCGGCAAACUGCAUCCUUUAUAAACGAUUCUGAGACUGUGGGAAGGAAGGAUGAUGUGAUUAAAAUAGUAGACGUAUUAACGAAGGCGAACAAAUCAUCAUCGUCAGAUGUGAAUUACCAUUCUUCAGAGAAGGUUUCAGUAAUCUCCAUUGUGGGGAUGGGUGGGCUUGGGAAGACUACCCUUGCGCAACUCGUUUACAAAGAUGAGUCGGUAAAGAAAUACUUCGAUCAAAGAAUAUGGAUCUGUGUAUCUACAGAUUUUGAUGUCGAAAAAAUCUUAAUGAAAAUUAUGGAAUCCAUCACUCUUGAGAAAUUUGAUAAUUUAUCAAAUUACGAUCUGUUGGUAAAUAGGGUUCGAGAAAAUCUCCAGGGGAAGAAGUUUUUGUUAGUAUUGGACGAUCUGUGGAGCGAGGAUAUUCAGCAGUGGGAGAGGCUCAAAGAUCCUUUGCUCGUUGGUGCUCAAGGGAGUAAAAUAUUAAUCACCACACGUAACAUGCAGGUUGCACAUGUUGUAAAGGGGGGUAUUCCUCCUUACAGAUUGGAAGGAUUACAAGAAGAUAAAUGUUGGUGUAUCAUUGAGAAAAGAGCAUUUUCUCCCGGUGGAGCCGAAAAGACAUCAAACAUGACAAGCAUUGGAAAAGAGAUAUCAAAGAAAUGCAGCGGUUUACCCCUUGCAGCAAAAUUCCUCGGAAGUCUGAUGCACUCGAAGAAUAAAGAAAGCGAUUGGUUGUCGAUUAGAGAAACUGAUGUCUGGAACGCACAAGAAGGUCAAAACGAAAUCCGACCUAUACUGAAAUUGAGUUAUGAUAACUUGUCGCCUCACUUGAAGCAAUGUUUCUCUUAUUGCUCAAUUUUCCCCAAAGGUUGGGUGAUUAAAAGGGAAACUCUGAUUCAUCUAUGGAUGGCUGAAGGUUUUCUAGACUCUUGUAAUGUGGGAAAAGGAAGAUAUAUUGAAGACGUAGCAGAUGCGUACUUUGAGAAUUUGGUAGGGAGCUCAUUUCUGGAUGCUGCGGAAAAGAGUUUACUGGGUAACAUAAAGACGUGUAAGAUGCACGAUCUCGUCCAUGAUCUUGCAAAAGAUGUUGCUGGGAAUCAGGAAGUGGCGUCUCUCAAGGUGAGUGAGCUGAAUGAUAAUACUUCUAAAAUACGUCGGUUACAGUUAAUAUUGGAUGUAGAUUUAUCAGCAACAUCUCUGAAAAGCUUAAGCAACUCGGAGAAGUUGCGGACAGUAUUUAUCCCUGAAGGUUCAAAGCUGGAUCCUUUUAUGUUGUCAGAAAAUAAUCAGUACUUGCGUAUCUUACAUGUGGAACGUGGUUCACCAAUUGCUAUUGGUCGUCUAGAGUGGCGUUCCUUGAGUGUGCUAAAACAUUUAAGGUACCUCCGCCUUUCCUGUCUUAGUCUUAGGGAAGUAAAGAAUGAUCAGUCCAUUAGUAAGCUUUAUAAUCUGGAGACAUUGGUAUUGAAUAUCAUUUCCGAUGUUCAAAGUCCUCUGUCAAACAUUCAAUCACUAAAAAAACUAAGAUAUCUUGAAGUCUCACAGACGGAUAUGGUAGAACUACCUGAUUCCGUAACAAGUCUUUCUAAUUUGCAGACAUUGGAUCUCAAUAAUUGCUAUUUGAAAGUUAUUCCUGACUCAAUUUCUGGUCUGAAAAAUCUAAGAUUUCUAAAUUUGUCAUUCAAUCGUAUUGAGGAAUUACCUAUUUCUAUCAUCACCCUCUCCAAUUUGGAAACAUUAGAUGUCAACAGCUGCAAAAAAUUAAAAGCCUUACCAGAGUCAGUGAAAGGUCUUUCUAGAUUGAGGAUAUUUGUUCUCAAAAACUGUCCAUUACUUAAAGAAUUACCCGAAGAUCUUGGAACGUUAACUCAGUUAAGAUACCUUAGCUUAGAGGGUACUCAGAUCAGAGUAUUACCAGAGUCUUGUGUUAACCUCAACAAUAUUGAGUAUGUGAAUCUUUCCGAGUGUGAGGUUCCCAUAUAUGUCAAAAAUUGGACAAAUCUUAGAGAAUUUUCUUCCGAAUCGGGAAAUAUAUUGGGUGCAGGCGACCUGAUUUUCCUUGAAAGGUUGGUUUACUCGGUGCCGAAAAAAUAUACUAUAAAUGAAGCUGAACGUAACGUCGGUAUUGAAGAGUUGAGUAAUCUAAACUUUCUUCAGGAGUUAUCUAUUUAUAAUCUUGAAAAUGUGGAAGACCCAGCUGAUGCUGAGAGCGCAAAUUUGAAAGGAAAACAGAAUCUUCAUGAAUUAUUUCUACAUUGGUCGUCGAAUUCUUCUCAACGUCCUGCUGAAGUAUUUGAAGCUCUCCAACCUCCCACUUGUUUGAGGAAGUUGAAUAUAAUGAACUUCAGGGGGCAGGUCUUUCCCGAUUGGAUGUGUGUUCCAUCUGGUCUUCCAAAUUUGGUGCUGUUGGCUCUUUUUAAUUGCGCAGGAAUAAAAACACUUCCAGAUAUUGGUGGAUUUCCUUCCUUGAUUGAACUGCGUAUCAUUAAUAUGUUCCUUCUAGAAGAAUUUCGUUAUUCAUGUGCUUCUCUUCAGGAUCUGACGAUUAGAGACUGCAAAAGUUUAACAGAAAUCCCUUCGUUUCCUUCUCUGGCGAAAUUGCUAUUAGAUAAGGUCGACCUCAAGUUAGUAUGCUCAGUUGGGAGAAGCCAGACAUCUCUCACGGAGCUACAAUUGUUUAAUAUUGAGGAUCUUAUAUACUUCCCAGUAAGCAUACUCGAAAACAAUUCUAAUCUUCGUAAUCUGGUAUUUAAAGAGUGCAAUCAGUUAAAAGGCUUUGGUGUAAAUGAGAAUGGACUUCUCUUCAAAAACACAAUUCUUGGCUCUCUUCAGAUAUUGGUUUUGAUUGAUUGUCCAGAUCUUAAGUUUCUUCCAGAUUUUCGAGGAUGGACUUCUCUUCGGGUAUUACUCAUCUUCAAUUGCCCCCAAGUGAAGGAAUCUUUAACCUAUGAUCUCAAAUCCCUCUCCUUUCUUCAAACAUUGCGUGUUGAUUUUAUUCAAAGAGACGAGCAGCUCGGAGAUCCAUCUACUUGGGAGGACUUGAUUAAUUUGCUGGAUAAGUCCUACUUAUAGUUUCAAAUUUUGUGUCCUCAAUUGUGAAAUUCUAUUACAUUGUUGGAGAAUUUAACAGCAGAGCCGAUUCAUCACCUUUAAGGAUGAAAUAUUUAAGUCAAAACUUCUUCAGCCUGCUGCAGGAGCCGGCAUAUGGAGAAGCAAGUUCAUGACUUGAAAAGGAUUGAAUUGCUCAAGAUAGAGAUUAUAGGCUACUGGAUAUGUGGCAUGAUCAUUUGCAAAUUUAUCGAAAUUAUGACAACUCCUUUCUUGUUUAAAAUCUUAACUAAACAUUCAUUCAAGUGUCUCGAAAUCAAGAUUCGUUGUGGAAUAAAGUAAAUUGAGUGAAUAAUAUAUUUGUAUUAUUUGGUUUCUGC